Molecule: messenger RNA, 806 nt
Organism: Dryobates pubescens (Downy woodpecker)
Lineage: Eukaryota; Metazoa; Chordata; Aves; Piciformes; Picidae
Gene: BGLAP
Product: bone gamma-carboxyglutamate protein
Exons: 4
Coding region: 90-392 (100 amino acids)
Biological process (GO): bone development; response to vitamin K; osteoblast differentiation
Cellular component (GO): extracellular region
Molecular function (GO): structural constituent of bone; calcium ion binding; hydroxyapatite binding
Source: RefSeq, a predicted model, not a curated record
AAACUGCUGCCUGAAAGCAAGCUGCAGAGAACUUCGGUAACCUCCAGGAAAGCUCUGAGGUUAGGGAGCCUAGUGCAGCCAAAGAAGACAUGAGGAAUCUGCUGGCAGUGCUGAUGAUGUCUCUGGCCCUGGCAGUGCUCUGCUGUUGUGAGAAAGAUCCCAAAGACCCCUCAGGAUCUCCCAGCAUUGACAGCAUCAGGAUUAAAAAAGAAGUUGCCAAUACCUUUGUGAAGAGGCAGAAGAGAUCCAGCCUGUAUGAACGGUACCUGGAGUAUUACAAAAGCCCAAUGGAGCAGAUGCACGAGCGCUGUGAAAACUACCCUCCCUGUGACUAUCUCUCUGACCAAAUAGGAUUUUACACAGCCUACAAUCGGUUCUUUGGGAGAUACUAAGAAUGAGAUGGUCACUUCUUUCACUCUGAGCCCCUCAGGAGAAAGAAGGCUGUGGGCUGGAAGGAAGGAAGGAAGGAAGAAAACCAUGUAGACUGGGGCUGCCUUCUGAUUUCCCCCUGUGCAGCUGGAACUGCAAGGCAAUAAUUAUCCAAGCUGUUGAGCUCGUGUUAGCUGUCUUCCUUUCCUCAAAAACAUUUAUCUUCAGUCAUAUUUUGUGGUAUUUUGAGCUUCACCAGAAGUGAUUGAGGAGACUGUCUUAUGUCUUUCCACUUGAAACCCCUUGAAGCAGCAGAUGAAAAGAAACUGUGAUUCAUCUGAAGAAAAUCAGUGCAUGCCUUAGAGACACACCAAGACCUUUUGUCCUCUGCUACAAAAUGCAGAGUGUUUGUAAGAGGAGGAUGUCACAACAUGUGU